Messenger RNA from Dufourea novaeangliae, 543 nucleotides. RefSeq lists its product as uncharacterized. Bases 1 to 543 code for a protein of 180 amino acids. NCBI's taxonomy places the organism in Eukaryota, Metazoa, Arthropoda, Insecta, Hymenoptera, Halictidae. The record is from RefSeq and is a predicted model, not a curated record. The transcript is spliced from 4 exons.
AUGUCGGGAAUCCGGAUCAACGUGGAAGAGGCCUCCAACGACGAACACGAGGAUUUCGUUCGAGACAUCGAGGCGACGGCGGCCACGACGGCGGUAGCGGGUAGCCCGCUUUCCUGGCACAUACCAAGGCCGUCCUUGGUCGGACGAAGCGAGAGGGACAGCGAGAAUGGUAGCUGGGCUCAUCAUCAUCUCCACCCGAACUCUCCUUCCCGGGGAUCCACGUCCUCGCAAGGCUCGACCGCCAGUACACACAGUGCCGCGUCGGGCACGUUGCUAUUGACAGCUGCGAACCUGGCCAAUCUCGCAGCUAUUCAUCCGCCCACGGUGACGGCGCCGAAACAGACGGACACCGCAUCGGUCGCGAGCAGCACCCACUUCACCGUCGUGAACGGUCUAGGCAGACCCACCACCGUCUAUAGGAAGUCCUGCUGCGCGAGACACCAGCUCACCGUGCUCGUAUGCACGAUGAGCUUCCUGUUCAUGGUCGGCCUGCUUCUUGGGAUCCUUUACAUGGAAAUGAGAAUUCGCGACAAGUAUCACUAG